CUCAAAUCCAACCCAAGCCCACCUACUAGUUCAAUUAUGACAUCAUUUAAUAGAAUUGCAGUCUACGGACAUCGCGGUUGGGCGAGCUCAGCUAUCGUGGACGCACUCAUCGCGUCCGGCGCACCAGUGAAAGUACUCUACCGCCCUGACUCGGAUGUUAGCCGUCUUCCAAAUGACGUGCCCAAGGUCGCGGUCGAUAUAGAUAACGAGAAAGCCCUCACUGACGCACUGAAAGAUGUCGACAUCCUAAUCUCCUUGGUAGGCCACGAAGGUGUCGUAAAGCAAUACAACUUUAUACGAGUCAUUCCGAACACAAAUGUCAAACUCUUUGUGCCAUCUGACCUUGGCUCUCGCGUUGAUGAGGAGAGAGCGACCAUUCCUGUACUAAAGGCCAAAGCCGAAGUGGAAAAGGUUUCCAAAAACGCGGGCAUACCUACCACUGUGGUUCUGCCGGGUAACUUUGCUGAAUCGACAUUUGCCUCCCUCCUUGUUGGGAUUGAUGUUGGCGGCAAUCGAAUUGUCUAUACCGGCGACAGCGAGCACCAGAAAUUAAACGUCUGCUCGAGGCAGUAUGUAGCCGCAGCUUACGCCGCAAUCUUUGCCAAAACCCCAAUCUCUCAGCUUCAGAAUCGGAGCAUUGGACUUUCGGAGUUCAUCGUUACUGGGUCUGAAGUCACUGCAGCACUGGAACGUAAACAUGGGACGCCUCCUCAGAUCUUCCGGCCGAGCGUCGAGCAGGUCAGUAAGGAAAUUGAGGCUCGUCUGCAAAAGGGGGAUAUUUCUGCGAUACCCCUUGGAUACCGCCUGGCCUGGGCGACCGGCAAACACUUGGAGCUUGUGGGCAACGAUAUUUGGGACGUCCAAGGCUACCCAAAGACGACACUCGAGAAGGUGGUCGUGGAGGGUGAUGUGGAGCCUUAUAAGGCCUUCCCAUCUCAAUUCGCCGCAUUGAUAGAGACAACAUUCUUCUAGUUCCAGAGCGUCCAGGAAUGGAAACUAGACAGAGGAGCUUGAACUCAAUGUUAGAUACUUUAGAAAAUAAGAUAUAGAGAGGAGAACAAAGUAAAAGACUCGGAGAUAUCGCGGUCCUUACUUAUUAGGGCGCUCGCGAUAUCGUGUGAUCAGCCCUUCACUAAACGGCGGAACCAAGUUGAUGGUGGCUUUAUCCUAACGAGAGCGGCGUCGAGAAAAAAUGCCCUUCUUUGGCAGUGGC
Messenger RNA from Trichoderma harzianum CBS 226.95, 1213 nucleotides. RefSeq lists its product as hypothetical. The record is from RefSeq and is a predicted model, not a curated record. Lineage: Eukaryota; Fungi; Ascomycota; Sordariomycetes; Hypocreales; Hypocreaceae. Bases 37 to 972 code for a protein of 311 amino acids. The transcript has 4 exons.